CAGCUCUUUCCUACUCUACCCCUUCCUUGCAGUGGACCAUUUAUAUAAUGGGAUUGUACAAAGCAGAAGAAGAGAAGAAGACGGAAGGUUGAGAACCCAUCUCUUCUUCAAGAGCACAUUCAGAGCUGAUCAUGUGGUUCAAGGGAUUUGGCCUUGGGCUCUUCAUAGUCCUGGCUGCUGUCCUGAUGCUGGGCACCUUCGCUGCUGACUAUCCAACCUUCCUGGAACAUCACUUCGAUGACCCCAAGAGCAACGUGGGAGAUCAUUACUGUAAUAAAAUGAUGCAAAGACGCGGAAUGACCAAACCCAAAUGCAAGGAGGUCAACACCUUCAUCCAUGACACAAAGAACAACAUCAUAGCUGUGUGCGGGGAUGGCGGAGAAGCCAUUGACAACAGAUUGCAGCGUAGCAAGAAGCAAUUCCGGGUUACCACCUGCAAGAUGAAGGGGUCUUCUAUGAAGCCUCCUUGUGAUUACAGAGAAAACACGUCACCCAGAUAUAUUGUCAUUGCUUGUGAGAACGGAUUGCCUGUGCACUACGAGGAAGGUCACAUUUAAUCUGAAGAUGAUAUGAAUUGAUCGGAUGGAGUUUCCCUCAA
Molecule: messenger RNA, 598 nt
Organism: Thamnophis elegans (Western terrestrial garter snake)
Lineage: Eukaryota; Metazoa; Chordata; Lepidosauria; Squamata; Natricidae
Product: ribonuclease-like
Exons: 2
Coding region: 132-557 (141 amino acids)
Molecular function (GO): nucleic acid binding
Source: RefSeq, a predicted model, not a curated record